CAAAGGCUUGUCAAUAAACCAUCAUACAAGCGGUGGACUGACACAGAGCUGUUCCAGAAAUACUCCUGAAACAUGUUACAUAAGUUUAUUGUGUUCAAGGUGUUCUUACACACUUUCCGGUGGCCCCAGGUGUUUGGCCAGGGUGAACUACUAUGUUGCAAACGGGUCACGGGGGUCGCUGGAGCCAAUCCCAGAUACUUAAGGGUGGAGGACUCUGCCCAGAAUGAAUCACCAUUGCCCAUAAGAUCGAGUUCCAUAGAUUUUUUGACCUGGUUUCCCAGUACUAGCAUGGCCCCAGCUGUUGUCAUGGGAGCAAAAGGUGGAGGACCGGCCCCAGCUGUUGUCAUGGGAGCAAAAGGUGGAGGACCGGCCCCAGCUGUUGUCACUGCAGCAGAAGGUGGAGGACCGGCCCCAGCUGUUGUCAUGGGAGCAAAAGGUGGAGGACCGGCCCCAGCUGUUGUCAUGGGAGCAGAAGGUGGAGGACCGGCCCCAGCUGUUGUCACUGCAGCAGAAGGUGGAGGACCGGCCCCAGCUGUUGUCAUGGGAGCAGAAGGUGGAGGACCGGCCCCAGCUGUUGUCACUGCAGCAGAAGGUGGAGGACCGGCCCCAGCUGUUGUCACUGCAGCAGAAGGUGGAGGACCGGCCCCAGCUGUUGUCACUGCAGCAGAAGGUGGAGGACCGGCCCCAGCUGUUGUCACUGCAGCAGAAGGUGGAGGACCGGCCCCAGCUGUUGUCAUGGGAGCAAAAGGUGGAGGACCGGCCCCAGCUGUUGUCAUGGCAGCAGAAGGUGGAGGACCGGCCCCAGCUGUUGUCAUGCAGCAGAAGGUGGAGGACCGGCCCCAGCUGUUGUCACUGCAGCAGAAGAAAACCCAAUGAAGAAGGAGUAGUAAUACUACAUCCAGCUAAUGACCCUAAAAAAAAAAAAAAAAAGAAAAGCCUGGGUCCAUACAAGUGAUCUUCUCUACA
This is a messenger RNA of Sphaeramia orbicularis (orbiculate cardinalfish), 966 nucleotides long. RefSeq names its product skin secretory protein xP2-like. The coding region runs from base 73 to 876 and encodes 267 amino acids. The record is from RefSeq and is a predicted model, not a curated record. NCBI's taxonomy places the organism in Eukaryota, Metazoa, Chordata, Actinopteri, Kurtiformes, Apogonidae. The transcript is spliced from 5 exons.